Molecule: messenger RNA, 818 nt
Organism: Amaranthus tricolor (Joseph's coat)
Lineage: Eukaryota; Viridiplantae; Streptophyta; Magnoliopsida; Caryophyllales; Amaranthaceae
Exons: 1
Coding region: 187-666 (159 amino acids)
Source: RefSeq, a predicted model, not a curated record
UGUCAAAGGAGGCUAAGAGGAGUAAUCAUCUAAAGAUCAUUCACCACUAUUGCAUCAACGAUCAAAAACCAUUUAGAAAUUAGAAACAAGCAUCAAAAUCAUCCUCUAUCAAAGAUUCCUAUUUUUCCUUACAAAAUCUCCAAAUUUCCGAUUCAACUCACCAAAACUCUAAAAAAUCAACCUACAAUGUCUUCCCCAACAACCACUACACUCUCUCUCUUCCUCCUCAUUUCACUUUCUCUCUCAUCUUCAACUCCAACAGUCUACGACGCCAUCACGAAUUACGGUCUACCAGUCGGAAUACUCCCUAAAGGAAUUACAGAUUACCAACUCAACAAACAAACCGGAGAAUUCAAACUUUUCUUUCCAAGAACAUGUAAAUUCAGCAUAGAUGGGUACGAUUUGGAGUAUAAAUCUACAAUUAGUGGCGUCAUUUCUCAGAAUCGGAUUACAAAACUAAAAGGUGUAAGUGUUAGGAUCUUUAUUAUUUGGCUUACAAUCAAUGAAGUUUAUAAAUUGAAUGAUCAACUACAAUUUGUUGUUGGGAUUGUUUCUACUAAUUUUCCUCUUGAUGGAUUUUUUGAAUCGCCUACUUGUGGAUGUGGGUUUGAUUGUGAUGAUGAUAAUCAUGUUUUAGGGUUAAAUGAAUCGGUUUCUUUUUCUUGAUGUUGAAUCAGUUGAAUUUUAUUAGUUUUUUGUUUUAAUUUUAGCUGCAAUUUUAGCUAGGGUAAUCAGAGAUGUAUUUUAUCAGAUUGUUUAACGUAAUUUCCAAUUGUAUUAUUCGUUCCGAAAUAAUUGCUACCCGAUUAUUAUCACUA